UAUUUGGAAUUCAGUGGCAGCAUGUGACUGUCGCAGAACGAUGAUACCUCGUUGUUGGCUGAAAAUGAUUUUGUAAUUAUUAUUUUAAUUCAAAUGGGCAAGAAAAACCAAAACGCUUUGGGGAAGAGUAUCAUAAAACAAAGUGCUAAGAGUAGGGGGAAUAUCAAACACGCAAAUAGUUGGCUACAUAGCAGUGAAGUUGACAAUGAAGCAGGACCUAGUCUACAGUCCAUCACAGAACAAAGUGCCUUGGAUGAUUUCUUGGCAACAGCUGAACUUGCUGGUACAGAGUUCAUGGCAGAAAAGUUGAACACAACAAUUGUGACACCAGGGAGUAAUGAGGGUCUCCUGAGUAGUGAAACUGCUGCUGCCAUUAAACAAGCACAGAGGGACAACCAGCAUUUCCUCAGGAUUCCUCGCAGGCCAAACUGGAAUGAGCACAUGACAGCUGAGGAUCUAGACCAAAUAGAAAAGGACAGUUUUCUUGAAUGGAGAAGACACCUUGCCCAGUUGCAAGAGAAAGAAUAUAUACUUCUUACACCAUUUGAGCGCAAUCUUGCAUUUUGGAGACAGUUGUGGAGAGUGAUUGAACGCAGUGAUGUGGUUGUCCAGAUUGUAGAUGCAAGGAAUCCCCUCUUGUUUAGAUGUGAAGAUUUGGAGAAUUAUGUGAUAGAAGUGGAUCCAAAAAAAUGCAACCUCCUUCUUAUAAAUAAAGCAGACUUGUUAUCUCUAGAGCAGAGAUAUUCCUGGUCAAGAUAUUUCAGGAGUAUUGGGUUACCAGUGGCUUUCUGGUCUGCACAACAAGAGACUGAGCGGCUCUCAGUUCUAAAUGCUGCUUCUGAAGAGGAAGAGAACUCUGAACAAGAUGAAGAGAAAAUAGAAGGGGAUGAAGACGAUGAAGGGGAAGAAUAUGAAGAACAAAGUGUUAAUUUGUGGUCAAAACUCUCACAAAUGACUUUUGAAAAUGACGAUCAACAAGCAACUAUUCAGGAUCCUUGUGCUGUAUCUGAUGCAGACCAAGUUUCGUUAACUUCACAUGAUAAGAUAUCUGAAGAUAAAUGUGAAGAUUUAAUGUCAACUCCACAGAGCACGAUUGACACAGACUUGAAACAUUUUAAGUCAAAUGUUGAAGACAAAGGUAACAGUUCUUUGUAUUCCUAUGAAAGUGAACAGUCCUUGGAUUCAGAAAAAGUGAAACAAUUUUCUGUCACUACAAAGGCUGGUAGUUUAUCUGGUCAUGGCUCAGUGAAUGAAAUAUCCUCAAAGAAAGAACUCAAAGAAAGAGAAACAACUGAUGACAGUCUUGAUCCCUGCUUGGAAAAUACAUCUGAGGUUGUUGAACAGUCUACUACAGACUUUGAAAGCUUUGAUGAUGAGUUCUCAGCAAAGCUACUAACGAGAGACGAAUUGUUAGCUUUGUUUCAAAUGCUACAUACAAAAAAGAUACAAAACACAGUUGGUGAUUCACACAGUAUCCUCACUACUGUUGGUUUGGUUGGUUAUCCCAAUGUGGGGAAAAGUUCAACGAUCAACACACUUCUAAAUGACAAGAAAGUCCCAGUAUCAGCUACUCCUGGACGAACAAAGCACUUUCAGACACUGUAUGUCAAUGAUGAGGUGCUGCUGUGUGACUGUCCAGGCUUGGUCUUCCCAUCGUUUGUGUCCACUAAAGCCGACAUGAUCCUUAAUGGGAUAUUACCGAUUGACCAAAUGAGAGACCACGUCCCAGCUGUGUCUCUGCUUUGUCAGAGAAUCCCUCGCGGUGUUCUUGAAGUAGUGUAUGGUAUAAACAUUGUCCCACCCCAGGAGGGAGAGGAUCCCAACAGAGCUCCUCAUGCCGAAGAGCUACUCUCCUCUUAUGGCUAUACCAGAGGUUUUAUGACAUCACAUGGUAUCCCGGAUGAAUCCAGGUCAGCUCGAUACAUUCUCAAGGAUUAUGUUAAGGGCAAACUUCUCUAUUGCAUUGCACCUCCUGGACAGGACGAAAGUGAAUUUCAGCAGAUUGGAUACAAACUACAAAGCGUCGCUGACAUUGAAAGAAAAGAUAAGCAAGCCAAAAAGAGAGCCCAGAAGCAGACAAGCGAUGUGGACAAGAACUUCUUUAAACAGCAGGGGCAAGUUCGCUGGUUUACGCGAGGUUUUCACGCCACAGAGUCAAGCCAAUAUGGGGCGGCGGCAAUCCCAGCACUAGAGGGUAAUGCGGGCAUGCCUUAUAAACCAUGGAAGAAACACUAUAAUAGAAACAAGAGGGAGAAGCUCCGUAGGCUUGUGAACAAGUAAAAAUCAUGUGGAUCACAGGCAUCAUAUUU
Messenger RNA from Pocillopora verrucosa, 2309 nucleotides. The record is from RefSeq and is a predicted model, not a curated record. NCBI's taxonomy places the organism in Eukaryota, Metazoa, Cnidaria, Anthozoa, Scleractinia, Pocilloporidae.